AAAUGAAAAUACAAAAAAAUUUAUACCGGAGAUCAUCUCUGUAACGUAAAAUAUGUAGAGUUUCCAUUCAAACGGCAACGUCGGAAUCUCCUCCAUUAGCCCUAGAAAAUACCUCGCCUCUCCACAGCUGUCGUAGAUGUCUGCAAUGAAUAAUCUUCCGCCGGAUAUUAUCGAAGCAAUACUCCGGCGCCUGCCGGAGAAAUCCCUCGGCCGGUUCAAAUCCGUAUCAAAACAAUGGUGCUCGCUAAUUUCCGAUCCCCAAUUCAUCAAAACCCAUCUCCAUCAACACAGCCACCAUAAAACCAGUAAAUUGAUUCUCGUUUCCGAUACAAAAUGCCUCUACUCAGUCGAUAUCAACGAAAUCGUUCCGCAUCUCAAAUUUGACGACAUACCCGCAACCGGAAAUGAAAUAACUUUCCGGCCACCUUCGAUCAGGUGGGAAGGUAUCUUGGGGUCUUGCAACGGGCUUGUUUUAGCGAUAGACGAAUAUGACAUACUCUAUCUCAUGAAUCCAACCACACGUAAGAUCUCGAAACUUCCCCUUUCCCCUUUUGCACUCCCGAUUAGUGAGAGUUUUGAAAUGUAUGGAUUUGGAUACGAUUCAUCCACCGACGAUUACAAAGUAAUCGCGAUUUCUUUCUGGGACACCGACAACGAGCAUAAUCCUGAUUGCACCGAUAUGUUCGUCAAUGUCUAUACCCUGAGCAACAAUUCAUGGAGGAAAUUGCCUAAUUCUCCUUAUGAUCAUGCUGUGGGCCAUCUCGUUAGUGGGGUUCUCGUCAAUGGGAGCCUUCACUGGUUAACAAGCACACGACCCAAUUACUCAUCAACCAUUAUUGCGUUUAAUUUAGCUAACGAGAAGUUCAAAGAAAUUGAAUUACCUGAUUCGAUUGAUAACUACAAAGCUGUUUUCAACGAGCUUGUUGUUAUUGGUGGGAAGCUUUGUCUUUUUAACCAACUGGGUAAUGAUUUGUGGGUGAUGGAGGAGUAUGGAGUUGGUAUGUCUUGGACCAAGGUUUCCAUCCAUGGAGUCGAUAUAGAUAAUGUGAAGCCUAUUUGUUCAGUUGAUGACAGCAAUCGGGAUAUUGUUUUGGGUGAUGAAGAUGGAGUUAUUAUAUACAAUGUUGAUGAGAGAGUAUGCAGAAAUGUAAGGAUCCUAAGGGGUCCAACUAGAUUCACCAUUGGAGGGGUUGUUUUGCAAAUAAUUGAAUGCUGUGAAACUGGGCUUAGGACUCCAUGGAAUGGAGUGUUGGAACCUAAAAGCGAACCUCUAGCAAUCCUAAGUCCCAGUAGCAAUUCCGAAGUAUGUAUGUUCUGAACUGAAGAGUGGUCCGGAAUCUAUCCGGAACUGAAGAGUUGAAGAAGAGAUGUUUAGAAGUGAAGACAUUCCGGAAUUGUCAUCAUGUCCGGAAUGUGCGCUGAUCUGAAAUGAAUAUUUUGUCCUUAUGAAAUUAAUGAAAUUUGUCUUUGUAUUGAUCUAACACUUCAUAGGACUUAGUCUUUUUGUAAAGUUAGACAAUCAAAAUGUCAGGAACUUCUCUAUUGUUUUGUUCUAUGUUAGUUUCUCAGUUUAUUCAUUGUAUCCUACACUCCUAUUUAAAGGAGCUUUCAAUGCAAAGUUAACGA
Lactuca sativa (garden lettuce) is the source of this 1626-nucleotide messenger RNA. NCBI's taxonomy places the organism in Eukaryota, Viridiplantae, Streptophyta, Magnoliopsida, Asterales, Asteraceae. The record is from RefSeq and is a predicted model, not a curated record.